AUGCGAUCCCCUCUAUAUCAAAAGUUGGAUGAUGCAGAGGAUGUCGAUUACGAAGAGUCGGAUGCCCUGAACCCUGCCCAAGAUGAUUCUAAGAACGCCUCGACAAGAUGGAGUAUGCGAAUACUCUCAGUACCCGGCGGCUUCGUUCUCUUCAACUUGGUUUUCUUCCUCUUCUCGAUCCUGAUCCUCCUGUUAUCCAUCAUCCACGUACAGAACAUAACCCACAACAUGGACAACAGCCUAAUCAAAAAGACAUCCUCAUACUCACCCAUCCUCGACAAACUCCCCAUCCCCCUCCGCGAAACACGCACCCACGGAAACUUUUUCGCCGACGACCCCCCCUCCCUCUUCCAACUCCCCCCAAGCCCCGAAGUCGAUGCCGCAUGGAACCGCAUCUCCGACACGCACGCCAUCGUGCUCUCACGGGACGAGAUCCUGAAAAUGGGUCGUGAUCCGGCCGAACAAUGGCGUUUUCCGCCAGAGUACGGGUACGGCGACGAAGCUUACAUGGGUCUUCUGGACGUGUUUCACCACCUGCAUUGUCUGAACGCGAUGCGACAAGCCGCGUAUCCGGAAUAUUACUUUAACAAGACAACACACGCCGGUGGUCAUUCGCAUCACGAGCGUUCCGGGGGUCCGGGGCAGGUGCAUUUCACGCGCGGAGGUCACGAUUUGCAUUGUCAGUAUAUCUUGUUACAGUUUAUCUUGUGUCAUGCCGAUGUGGGCGUGGUUACGUUUAAUAAGGUAGAGGGGGUGAAAGGGCCGAUGGCGGAUUUUAGUAUUGAUCAUAAAUGCCGCGAUUUUGAGCGGAUUUUGGAUUGGAAAGAAGAAAAUCAGGUGAAUGUUUCUGAUGAGCAGUGGAAGUUGAUUAAUCGUGUGCCGGAGGGGAUUCGAGAGUUGUCGGGGGAGGGGAAGUCGAGGCCUUUUGGGGAGAAUUGA
Molecule: messenger RNA, 939 nt
Organism: Aspergillus affinis
Lineage: Eukaryota; Fungi; Ascomycota; Eurotiomycetes; Eurotiales; Aspergillaceae
Product: oxidase ustYa family protein
Exons: 2
Coding region: 1-939 (312 amino acids)
Biological process (GO): mycotoxin biosynthetic process
Source: RefSeq, a predicted model, not a curated record